Fragaria vesca subsp. vesca is the source of this 1074-nucleotide messenger RNA. Its product is annotated as probable long-chain-alcohol O-fatty-acyltransferase 5-like. Bases 1 to 1074 code for a protein of 357 amino acids. NCBI's taxonomy places the organism in Eukaryota, Viridiplantae, Streptophyta, Magnoliopsida, Rosales, Rosaceae. The transcript has a single exon. Gene Ontology annotation, biological process: lipid metabolic process. The record is from RefSeq and is a predicted model, not a curated record.
AUGGAUCAGGAUGAAAUCAAGACCAUAUUCAAGAUAGGUCUCUCGGUCCUGGCAUCUCUAAGCUACACCUAUUUCAUAUCUUCGGAGAUCCCCCAAGGCAAACUCAGGUUCUUCUCCCUCCUUCCUAUCUUAUACCUCUUCUUCAUCCUCCCUCUAUCUCUAUCUACAGCCCUCCCUGCCGGAGUUAUUUCCUUAUUCGUCACCUGGAUCGGUAGCUUCAACCUCCUCCUCUUCUCCUUCGGCUCCGGUCCGCUUUCGUCUCAACCUCCACCAAAGUCUCUCCUCCUCUUCAUCCUCCUUGCUUGCCUCCCUAUCAAAACCCAAAGCUCAAACCAUCGAAUCGCCGAUAAGUCAUCUAAACCAAAGAAACUGCCUCUGAGUUUGCCAACCAAAGUCCUGCUUUUUGCUAUUUUGGUGGCUCUGACCGACUACAAACAUUACUUCCACCCCAAGGUUUUGUUAGGCCAGUAUGGCUGCAUGUUGUACUUAUUCGUCGACAUACUCGUCGGCUCCUGCAAUGUUCUGAUGCGAACGGCGCUCGGGAUCGAGCUCGAGUCGCCGUCCGAUGAGCCGUACCUCUCGACGUCGCUGCAAGACUUCUGGGGCCGGAGGUGGAACCUCAUGAUAACCAACAUUCUGCGCAACACCGUAUACAAACCCGUACGGUCAGCCGUGGAGGCUUCCCUAGGGAGGGAGUGGGCCCCACCGCCGGCGGUGUUGGCCGCCUUUUUGGUCUCGGGUCUGAUGCACGAGCUCAUAUAUUACUACAUGACAAGGGUGACUCCGACGUGGGAGGUGACGUUGUUCUUUGUUCUUCAUGGAGUGUGUUUGGUGGUGGAGGUUGGCUUGAAGAAGGUUUUAAGUCCCAAGUGGCGGUGGCAUUGGGCCGUGUCAAUCCCGAUGACACUCGGCUUUAUAAUCGUUACCGCCACUUGGUUGUUCUUCCCGCCGUUAAUGAGGAAUGGCGUGGAUGAAAGGGCGAUCGGAGAGUGCAAGGAAUUAUUAGAGUUCAUAAACAAAAAGUUCGAGUUAGAACGUUUGGUUUCAUGGACGUCUCUUGCUUUGGGUGGUUAG